Messenger RNA from Adineta steineri, 1212 nucleotides. The record is from the annotation of a GenBank genome assembly. NCBI's taxonomy places the organism in Eukaryota, Metazoa, Rotifera, Eurotatoria, Adinetida, Adinetidae.
AUGACUCUUGAGUAUCUCGCUGUUGAUAGUCCACCUCAUCUUCCAAAUAUUUUCAAUCUUCUAUCAUAUACACCUACACUUCGUCGUUUGUCAGUUGGGUGUAUUUUGUUUCGUAGAUACAUACCACUAGAACAAUUUAUACUGCCACGCAGUCUGACUAGUAUUUCUCUAUGUUAUUGGCGUUUAUCCUUUGAUGAAUUCGCAUCAUUCAUUGCAAUCGUUGGUUCUGAACUCGAAUUCUUACGCAUUUCAAUUAUUCAUAAAACUGCCCUGUCAAAUGCUUAUCAAUGGCAACAAUUAAUUGUACGUUAUAUGCCACGUUUGCGUACGUUUUUGUUAGAUUACCAUGGUCCAUUAACUAAAGAUGCUCAUGGAAAUAGUCGCUGUCGAGCAUUACUUGAUGAAUUUUCUUCGCCAUUUUGGAUCGAACGACAAUGGUUUUUUGCCCAUAGACAUUGCCAUUGUCAUCAUUUCUAUCCAGCAGAAGUAGGUUUAGCAUUCUAUUCAACUCAAAUGCGCCGGCGACAGUUUUGUCAAUUCGGUGAAUAUUUCGAUAAUAAAAUAUGUUCGUACCGAGACCCACUCUUCAAUUUAUCUUCUGGACCACGCAUUAGUAUAAAAAAUCGAAAUAUUGUUGCCAAUUUUCCCCUUCAAUUUCCUCGUGUAACUGAAUUAGAACUUACCGAUAAUUAUGAUAGGAUCAAUAUUGACUCAUUCAUUGAUAAUCUAAGUUAUAUUUUUAUUUUGACAACUAUUACUUAUUUAAAGAUUUCAUUUAAUAAUGAAUUGUUGAACAAUUUUGUUAAACUUCUUAAUCGUAUGCCUAAUGUUCAAAAAUUGAUUCUUGAUGUACGGUUAUCAUGUGAAAUAGAAGUAUCAUCAGAUCAACAAACUAAUACAGCUGAUUUGGUAUGCAAUAAUAAUGUGCGAAAUGUAAUAAUAACUAAUGAACUUGCAUCGACCGCUGGUCAACUGAUCAAUAAACUUUUUCCUCGAAUGGAACGUCUUCGAAUUCAGAACAGAGGGGAUGCUCUCAUAUCAUUUGUACGAACUUUGUUAUCAAACAGAAUUAAAAACAGUCAUCUUUUCUCACUGGUUUUCACUGAUUAUCAUGCGAUGAUCAAAAAAUUGAAGACAAUGAUCGAUAAUGAAAAAUUACUUGAUAAUUAUGAUAUCAAACGUCGACAGGAUGAAUCGUGCUUAUGGUGGUAA